CAAAAUCGAGAUUUGCCACCGGAGUUCGGCCUCACGCCGUUCGCCGAGAACUUCCCCCUUUCUCCCUCCAUUUCCUUUCUUUUCCCUUCUAGAAACCGAUGCCUAAGAAGAAGAAGAAGCCCCUCCGUGGGGCUGUCCCUGGUUCCUCGAAGUUUGCUGCUGUCUACUCGCGUGCUUCCGCCUCUAAUAAGAGCAAGGGGUGCCCGUCUGCUCCCCACGCUGUAGCCAAACCCUCCGGUGAGUUUGCCUGGGAACCUCCAAGUCCAGAUCUACCUUCGCUCGACGUCUCGGGAGUUGUGCCUCAAACAGAUCUGAAAUCUAUUUCGCUUGUUGAAACCUCCAUUGUCGAUGGCUCUGCCUCCGGUGUUGAGACGUCUGUUGUAACAGACCAAACUUCCAGUUUGCCAUCUAUUUCUUAUGACCAAUCGACUGUCACAGCGACAGACUUGGCCAUUUCAACUCAGGGAAAGGUUUCAUCUGGUUCGGCUACGGCGGAAUCGCCCUUGCCUGCUACUACUCUACCACAAAAUCAACGAUGCUGACACGUGGGUGGACAUGGUUAAGGGCUCCACCAGGAAACUCUCGACGCAAGGUCCUGGCUUUGUGCUCCCUUCUGGCGAAU
Molecule: messenger RNA, 622 nt
Organism: Camelina sativa (false flax)
Lineage: Eukaryota; Viridiplantae; Streptophyta; Magnoliopsida; Brassicales; Brassicaceae
Source: RefSeq, a predicted model, not a curated record